GUCAGGGGUCAUUUAAAAGCCCGGCAAGAGAAAAGAAGGUUGCGAAACUCAGAAGUUCAAACAAUUAAGAAAGCUGACACCCCCUUUAUCAGUUGAAGCCAUAGAUUAGAAGGAUCAUCAGUCAUCCGCCACAGAGGCUUCGGGCUUGUAUGUAUGUAGAAUAACAUGUAGACUGUAGAGCCGAUCAGCUGUCCAACGUGAAUAUAGGAUAUUUUCUGUACACAGCAGACCUGCAGAGAGCAAAAGGAUAUACAGCUUGACCAUUUUAAAUAGAGACAAUUGGGAUUAUUUUACUUAAAAUUUUACUUCAACUUGGAUUUUUAAUUUCAAAAAUAUUUUAAUAUUUAAGUGUUUUAUUGAAAGGUAGCCACCAUGAGGUUGUUGUGGCUAACCUGCUUAUGCCUCAUUGCCAUACAAGUAAAAUCUCAGGAAAGUGAUAGAAAGAGCAAUUGGGGCUUAUUGAAAAAUGCUAUUAAAAUAACCAGUAGUGAUGAAUCUCCGUUCCUAGAACCUACAGACGGAAAAUGGGGCCCUUGGAGUGAGGGCUCCGAGUGCUCUCGGUCCUGUGGGGGAGGAGUUUCUUUACAGGAACGACAAUGCCAAGAUACGAGUAAAACUGGAAGUCACAGCUGUAUAGGACCAAGCAAGAUCUACAUUUCAUGUAAUAUACAGGAUUGUCCAGAAGGUUCAAAGGACUACAGAGAGGAACAAUGCGCUGAAUACAACAAUAUCGAAUUUGAUGGAAAAACUUAUGAAUGGAUUCCUUAUUUAGGAGAUGAAGUGCCAAACAAGUGUGCAUUGAACUGUUUGGCUAAAGGAGAAAGUUUCUACUACCAACAUGCUGUUCAAGUUAAAGAUGGCACCACCUGUCAGGAGGACUCUUUAGAUGUGUGUGUGGAUGGAGUUUGUCAGCCUGUAGGGUGUGACAUGAUGCUAGGAUCUCAGGCCAAAGAAGAUAUGUGUCGUGAAUGCAAUGGUGAUGGCUCGUCAUGCCAAAUUGUGACAGGAGAGUUCACCAAACCUAUCCUGGAAACAGGUUAUAAUGAUAUUUUGCUCAUUCCAAGUGGCUCUACAAAUAUUAGGAUAGAAGAGACGGUUGCCACAAAUAACUACCUCGCAAUGAGAAACCUCUCGGGUACUUAUUUUCUGAAUGCUGACUGGAGGAUAAAUUUCCCCGCUAUGUAUAAAUUUGCCGGGGCUAACUUCCAUUAUACACGUGGUAGCAUGCCUCUUGACAAACCAGAGGUCAUUUCAGCAAAGGGCCCCACUACUGAAGCCAUCUAUAUUGUGCUUUUGCACCAAGAGAAAAAUGAAGGGAUCAAAUAUACUUACUACAUUCCAAAUGUUGCACAAUCUACCUAUGGCUGGGAGACCACUGAAUGGGGAGAGUGCAGUCAGACUUGUGGUGGAGGAAGCCAGUCAAGAACUGUGACGUGUCAGAAAGAUGAUGGUGAAUCUGCGGAGAACCUUUGUGAUGAGAGCCAGAAACCAGCAACCACACAGACAUGUAGCACAGAGUCAUGCCCAGCAAGUUGGGCAGUGGGAGAGUGGCAAGAGUGCUCCACCACAUGUGGUGAAGGAUUCCAAUACCGCAUAGUCUUCUGUCAGCAAGUGACCAAUGGAAACAUUCCUAAGAUAGUUGAUAGUGAUGAGUGUUCAGAGGAGAAACCAACCAAUGAGCAAGCUUGUAACAAAGAUGUUCUGUGCCCGGUAUUUGAAGCUGGACCAUGGUCUGAGUGCUCACAUGAGUGUGGCCCUGGUAAACAAACACGUAAGGUGACAUGCCAGGAUGUACCAACGAGCCCAGGAAGUAAAGUGCAGUCAUAUGAAGAUGAUGCCUGUGAUGACCAAGAAAAGCCCAGUGAAGAACAGGAGUGCUCCAAUGGUCCAUGUGAAGGUGUGGAUUGGGUCAUUUCAGACUGGACUGAAUGCUCUGGUGUAUGUGGCCACUCUAUGCAGACAAGGCAGGUGAAGUGUGUGAGCAGGAAUGGUGUGGUCCACUCAGAUGAUGAAUGCGAGAGUGGCAGGAAGCCAGAGACUGUCAGGAUGUGUGACAAUGAUAAAGCAGAGUGCAAGGCACAGUGGCAUGCCUCACAGUGGGCCCCAUGCUCUGUACGAUGUGGCAAGGGACUUCAGACACGAAUUGUUGUGUGUGCAAUAUUUGAUGGUGAAAAGCUCCAGAAUGUCCCAGAUGAACUGUGUAACAUUGAUGACAAACUGGACACAGUGAAGGAGUGUGACGCUGGACAGUGUAAGGGUCAAUGGUUCGCUGGACCAUGGAGCAAGUGCUCGGCACCAUGCGGAGGAGGCAACAGACAUCGUGAAUUGAUGUGUUUCACCAAUGGCAGAGUGGUGACUCAUUCUGAAUGUGAUGCCUCUAAGAGACUUGAGGAGAAAGAACCAUGUAAUAACACACCAUGUGAUGAAGACAACUUACUGAUAAUCAAGGGAGGUUGUAGAGAGAGUGCAUAUGGCUGUUGUCCUGAUGGAAUGACAGCAUCUAAAGGUGAAAACAAUGAGGGUUGCCCCGACGAUGAGGAUGAAAAGACAGACUGUCAGCAGACAGAGUUUGGUUGUUGCCGGGAUGAUAAGACUCCAGCUGGUGGACCUUUCUAUGAAGGUUGUCCGGAUAUACCUUGCAAGGAUUCUAAAUAUGGUUGUUGCUCUGAUGACACCACAUCUGCCAAGGGUGAGAACAAGGAGGGAUGCCAAGAUGAACCAGAAACUGAGGGUGGGGCACCUGUUGAGAUCCAACAAGCUCCACCAACACCGAUUGCUAUACCUGAAGGUGAUAAAGAACCAAAAGAUGAUGAUGAAAAUUCUGGAGAUGGAGAAGAUGCUAGCACAGUGUCUCCAGAUGUUGUUACUGAAGUGGAACCUAAAACUACAACGAAGAAGGAUGUUACCACUGAAAGCCCAAUUGUGAAAGUAACUAAGAGUGAAACCAAAAAAACUGAGACAAAGUCUGUAACUGCCGAGCCAACUGCCAAACCAACAACUGAAGCAAUAGCAGAAGAGGCAACUGAGACUACAACAGAUGCCAUCAAAGCUUCUACAGAAGAGGUUUCAUUAUGUGCAACAUUCCAGUUCGGCUGCUGUCCCGAUGGAAAGACAAGAGCUCUGGAUGAGAAUGGCAGUGGUUGUAAAGUAGAACCAUUCUGUGAAUCUAUGGAAUUUGGUUGCUGCAAUGGCACAGAGAUCCCAGCUUUAGGCUCCAAUGGUGAGGGUUGUGGACCAUCUAUUGUGGUAGGAGAUUGCCACGGAGCACCUUACGGCUGCUGCCCAGAUGGAAAGACCUCUGCUAAUGGCCCAGAAAAAGCCAACUGUGAACCUGCCUCUAUUUCUGCAUGUAAAACCUCUGAACAUGGCUGUUGCCCUGAUGGGGAGAGACCAGCUGAGGGAGCAAAUAAUGAAGGCUGUGAAAUCAAGGUUAUCCUAGGAGGUUGCAGAGGAACUGAGCAUGGGUGUUGCACUGAUGGAGUAACUGCUGCAACUGGGCCCAAUAAAGAAGGUUGCGAAGAUGUUGAGGUGGACUGUGAAACAACUGAAUAUGGUUGUUGCUUAGACUCUAAGAUUGCUGCCCAAGGACCUGACAACGAGGGAUGUGGAACUGUGAUAGUUGACCCCCCUGUCCUAGGGGGCUGCGCGGGAACACAACACGGUUGCUGCCCAGAUAAAAAGACAAGUGCAAGUGGGCCAAACUUGCAGGGUUGUGACAUUGAGCAAAAAGACCUGGAAUGUUCCAAGACAACAUAUGGUUGCUGCCCAGAUGGUGAGGCUACUGCUCUUGGUUUAGACUUUGAUGGCUGUGGAGACUCCAUAGACACAUCAUCAUGUGCAUUCAGCAGACAUGGCUGUUGUCCAGAUGGUGUUACUGAAGCUCAGGGGUCCAAUUUCCUCGGCUGCACCUGGGUACAAGAAAGUUGCAGCUUGCCUUCGGCUCCUGGGACCUGCCGCAACUUCACUAUUGGAUGGAACUUUGACAUUGCAUUUGGAGGCUGCUCACGGUUCUGGUACAGCGGCUGUGAGGGCAACAGCAACAGGUUUGAGAAUCAGGAGCUGUGUAAGAGUAUCUGCGUCCAGCCUGAGGGCAGGGCUAAGUGUCAGUUGCCAAAGGUGACAGGUCGAUGCAGAAAAUCCAUCGCUAGGUGGUACUAUAGUACAGUAACUGCCCAAUGUGAGAUCUUUACUUAUGGUGGUUGCCUUGGAAACAACAACAACUUUGAAACAUUGGCUGAAUGUCAAGCAAAUUGUUUACCAGUUCUAGAUGUAUGUAAGAUGGACAAAGACCCUGGGCCAUGUAAAGGUGAUCAUAAGUACUGGUACCAUGAUACUGCUACUAACGAAUGUCACGAGUUCAGCUAUGGAGGCUGCAGAGGAAAUGAGAACAGAUUUGACAACAAGGAAGACUGUGAGUUGAGAUGUCCUCCUAAACAAGAUCCAAGCACAAAGACAGAGGAAACAGAAGUUAAAGAAGUGAAUGUCUGCAAGAUGCCAAAGGAGGUGGGACCAUGCAAGGCUCUUUUGAGGAAAUGGUUCUUUGAUGCCCAAGAUGGCCACUGCAAGCCUUUCACUUAUGGUGGUUGUCAAGGAAAUGGGAAUAACUUUGAAACUGAGGAAGAAUGUCGUACAAAAUGUAAUGCAAAGUCAUCUGAAGAUAUCUGCACCUUACCAUCUGAGACUGGACCCUGCACCGAGAGUGUCACCAAGUGGUUCCAUGAUACAACUGAUGGAGAGUGUAAACAGUUCCUGUAUGGAGGGUGUGAGGGAAAUAAGAACAACUUUGAGACAUUUGAUGAAUGUAAAGGACAAUGCAUAGCAACGAAACCUAUCAAAGUCAGGGCAAAGUGUUCCCUAAAGCCAGUAACAGGGCCAUGUAGGGCUCAACUUAGCCGCUGGUUCUACAAUACAGCACUGCGAGAGUGUCAGCAGUUUACAUAUGGUGGUUGCCAAGGAAAUGGAAACAGAUUCUUGGAUAAACAGAUGUGUGAGAAUAUGUGCAUUCAUUCUUUCAGAGAAAAGCCACUCUCACCAGAUGUCUGUCAGCUGCCUCUACAACCUGGACAAUGUAAAGCAUAUGCUGAGCUAUACUAUUUCAACGCAGCUAUUAAUGCUUGUGAGAAAUUCCAAUAUAGUGGCUGUGGGGGUAACGGGAAUAGGUUUCUCACAGAGUCCCAGUGCGUAGAUAGGUGCAUAGAGGAGAAGGGAAAUACCCCCGAAGUCAUUGACAGAGUAGUUGAGGAAGCUGAUCUGGUCCCAAAAUCAAAAGAGGUGUGCAAGCUUGAGCGUGACCCUGGACCCUGUGAUGGCUACUACCCCAAGUGGUACUUUGAUGAUAGAACACAAUCCUGCAGGCGAUUCCUCUACACUGGAUGUGAUGGUAACGAGAAUAGAUUUGAGAGGGAAGAGGACUGUAAUGCCACAUGUAUGUCAGUGAAACCUGAUCAAGUGACAGAUGCACCAACAACAGAGGGAGGUGAAGAGGACAGCAGUGAAGAAGAGCCACCAGUUACACAUACUCCCUCUGAAUCUGAAGAAGUCAUUACUUAUGAUGUGUGUUCUGAAGAACCCGAUGCUGGUCCAUGCCGUCAAGCACAGGCUCUGUGGUAUUACAGCCAAUCAGACGGCAUAUGUAAACGUUUCCUUUAUGGUGGAUGUAAGGGUAAUGGCAAUAGGUUUGCGUCAGAAGAGAAGUGUAAGAGUAUAUGUGUAGACAGGACAUUAGGAACACCUGAAGAAACAACUGUAGCACCCACUGAAAAACCUGCUGAAAAACCGACUGAAAAACCCACUGGAAAACAACAAGAUAUUUGCAUGUUGCCCUCUGAAAGUGGACCCUGCAAGGCUCAUAAAGAUAAGUGGUUCUUUGAUGCUGAUAUUCAGAGAUGCAGGCAGUUCUGGUAUGGAGGUUGCCAGGGUAACGACAACAGGUUCGAUUCUGAGGUUGAAUGUAUGGCUGCCUGUAAACCAAGUGAAGAGAGAUCAAAAGAUUCAUGCACCCUUCCAAAAGACUCUGGACUCUGCUAUGCUUCAUUUCAAAGGUAUUUUUUCAAUACAGCAACUAAAGCCUGUGAGGAGUUCAUCUAUGGUGGCUGUGAUGGUAAUGAAAACAACUUUGAAUCUAUUACUGAAUGCAGGGAGGUUUGUGGAGAGGAGGAGCCAACUGACAAAAUUAAACCUGAUAAUAAAGAAGCCUGCAAUGCUCCAGAAGACAGUGGACCAUGCUAUGCCUCAUUCCUCAAGUUUUACUAUGACAACACAACAGACACGUGUAGACCAUUUAUUUAUGGUGGUUGCCUUGGAAACGGGAACAAUUUCAAGAGUGAUGCAGAGUGCUAUGAAACUUGUAGCAAUGGCAUUGAAGGACGCAGACUCAGGAAACCAUCCGAUUGCUUCAAGAAGCAAGAUGCAGGUGACUGCCAGAAGUUCACUCCCAGAUGGUACCAUGAUGCUGCUACCAGGGAAUGUUCUCCCUUCUACUAUGGGGGCUGUGGCGGAAAUGGAAACAAUUUUGAAAGCUUUAAAGAUUGCGAUGCUAUGUGCUCUCUUGUGUCUCCCCAGUGUGAGACUCUCAGGUGCAACUUAGACUGUCCCUAUGGCCUGACAGUCGGCCAUGAUGGCUGUGAAGAGUGCUCAUGUUAUGACCCAUGUGAGGCCCAUGAGUGCCCAGAAGACAUGCAGUGUCAAGUGAGGAGAGAAGCUUGCCAGCAGGAGCCAUGUGCAUAUAGACCAACAUGUACCUUCGUUGAGAGACCAGGUAUAUGUCCCCCCAUGGGACACCUAGUGGAUUGUGCCAAUCCUAAUGAAGUCCCAAUAAGCAGUGAGUGCAGGAUGGACACAGACUGCCCCAAUAAUGAGAAGUGCUGCGACCAAGGCUGUGGGGACUACAAGUGUAUUCCUGGAGUACAGAUACAACCCCCUAUCCUUGGUGGAUGUGCUAGUACGCAACAUGGCUGUUGUUCAGAUGGCGUUACUUCCUCAAAUGAGUAUGGUUCGAAUUGCCCACCUGGCGGUUGUGGAAGUACUAGAUAUGGAUGUUGUCCAGAUGGUGUUACUUCUGCAUUAGAUGAAAACUAUUUUGGUUGUCCCGAAGUUGUGGAACCACCAAUUAAAC
Messenger RNA from Owenia fusiformis, 7114 nucleotides. The record is from the annotation of a GenBank genome assembly. Lineage: Eukaryota; Metazoa; Annelida; Polychaeta; Sabellida; Oweniidae.